CUAGGCGUCCCAGGAACCAAUCUCCAGAAAAUCAGAACCGUACGAACCUCCAUCGCGGCCACAUCACUAUAAAUAUUUAACGAAAAAGGCCACUUAACUGCUAAAAUCCACGAACGAAGUUAACGUGAAACCUAACCGGAUUAACAUUUUUUAUUGAAAAUCCUGAAUUGCAAGUGAAGCGAAAAUGGUUUACGAGAGCGAUUUCUACACGACCCGAAGACCCUACACACGGCCAAUCGUGUCCUCAUACAGCGUCACGAACCCCUAUGUUAUUCCCAUCUCCUCCAAUAUUCAUGUGAGGACGAUACCUUACAUGCCAUAUAUAGCACAUAAAAGGCUCGUCAACAUAGUUCACACACCUGUCCACACUUAUUACACUGGCACGCCGAUAACGAUAAGAAUCAAUUCGCGAGUGAGGCCUAGUAUCCUCGCAGCAGAACUCCAGAGGAUACGUGAUCGCCAGAGGCCUUCGUCUAUAUCUUACACCGAAAAAUAUCUUAGCUCCAAGAAUAACACUGACUUCGAUGAUGAGGCUAGAGAUAUUAGAGCAAGAGCAGAUGCUCUUCUCCGCCGAAUUCACGUCUUCGUUCCUAAACCGUUGCCCAGCAGACGUUUUUUUUUCGUUUAUUUUCCGUCGACACGCAGCAUCUACAGCGACGAAGGACUCCGAAGUGACCAUGUUCGAAGUCUCCUAAACACCAGAAAUGACAUAAAGAAGGACCUAGAUUAUUUGAAUCUUUGGUACCAAACACCAGAAUGUCGCCAUAUGGGAGAUGGAAAUUUGGCUUGUGUGAAAUACGUUGGAGGAAAACCUCAAUCAAAAAGGAGACCGUAUUACAAACUUGCUGAUUUAACAAACAGUGAAGUCAGGAAUGACGUUAAUCUUCUCAGCUAUUAUCGCAAAAAUCGCCAGGCUGCAGACAGAGCUUUGACCGAAGAACCGAUGACCGAACGGGAAUUACGAAAGGCACGUGCCAAUGAAACCGAAUGGUCCGAAGCCCAAAAACAGAAAGAAUUAGAACGAGAAGCAGCUCACCUGGAGGAAAUUGAAGAAAAUGAACCUGAAGUAAUUCAACCUAAUCCCAUCCGGGAAAAAGUCAAGGAGAAAAAAGAGAAGAAGGAAACAAAGGAAAAUAAACGUAUUGAGGCAGGAGCCGAACUGGAGGAAGAAGGUCGAACAAAGGCGGAGGAGGAAGCUAUAAAGAGGGCUCAAGAGUUCUUGGCAAAACGACUAGAAGAAGCCAGAAUUGCAGAAGAAAAAAGGCAGGCGGCUGAGGAUGAACGUCUGAGAAUAGAACAAGAAGAGGAAGAAGCUAGGUUGGCACUUUUAAAAGCUCAGGAAGAAGCCCGUUUGAGGGCAAUUGCUGAACACGAAAGAUUAGAGGCUGAGAGAAGAGCAGAAGAAGAACGAAUGGAAGAAGCUCGUUUAGAGGCUGAAAGACAGGCCGAAGAAGACAGGAAAGCGGAACUAGAAAGAUUACGCUUGGAAGAAGAGGCACGCAAGGCAGCUGAACGAAGAGCCGCUGAAGAGAGAAUGUACCAAGCAGCUGUGGAAGCAGCCGCUGAGGAUGAACGAGAACGACUUGCAAAAGAAUUAGCAUUAGAGGAAACCAACAGGCGACAGGAAGAAGAGGAAAGAUUAGCUGCUGAUACGAACACUGUUACUGCUGUUGAUGAAAUUAGGGAUUAUGAUGACCGCAGCGAAGACACUUUUGCUCAGCGCCAUUUAUCUGAUCACGAAAGGGAAGAAUUUCCUGAUGACCCAACUGUCGAUGAUGAUACUCAGGUAAUAUGAAACUCUCUAACAACUUUUUGAA
Messenger RNA from Belonocnema kinseyi, 1817 nucleotides. RefSeq names its product calponin homology domain-containing protein DDB_G0272472-like. The transcript is spliced from 12 exons. The coding region runs from base 185 to 1795 and encodes 536 amino acids. The record is from RefSeq and is a predicted model, not a curated record. Lineage: Eukaryota; Metazoa; Arthropoda; Insecta; Hymenoptera; Cynipidae.